Messenger RNA from Paramisgurnus dabryanus, 3425 nucleotides. The record is from RefSeq and is a predicted model, not a curated record. Lineage: Eukaryota; Metazoa; Chordata; Actinopteri; Cypriniformes; Cobitidae.
ACGAAAGAGGAAGAAGAACACCAGAAGAAGAAGAAGCAUUGCUUUAAGCGACCAUCACUAGUUAUCCUUGCUUUCUUAAUUCUACUUUUGUGUAAUACCUCUCAGAUGGUUAAGCGGUGUGUUCGUGUGCGUCAUUAGAAUAUGAUGGAAGUGAUUAAGGACAGUCAAGCUGAAAUAAAUGAACCAGGUGAGAAACAUCAGAAUGUAAAAACAAAACGUAAUGUUUCACAGAAAGGAUCUCUGAGAACAGAAGACAAAAAAUGUGAAAAGAGUUUUAGUAAAGAUGGACGCCCUGUGGAUCACAAGAGGACUCAAAAUGCAGAGAAACCAUUCACAUGUCAACAAUGUGGAAAGAGUUUUGCCAAAAAAUCAACGUUUACAGUCCACAUGAGAGUUCAUACUGGAGAGAAACCAUUCACAUGUCAGCAGUGUGGAAAGAGUUUUGCCAAAAAAUCAACGUUUACAGUCCACAUGAGAGUUCAUACUGGAGAGAAACCAUUCACAUGCCAGCAGUGUGGGAUGAGUUUUGCCCAAAAAAACCACCUUGACAACCACAUGAACAUUCACACUGGAGCGAAACCAUUCACAUGUCAACAAUGUGGAAAGAGUUUUGCCAAAAAAUCAACGUUUACAGUCCACAUGAGAGUUCACACUGGAGAGAAACCAUUCACAUGCCAGCAGUGUGGAAAGAGUUUUGCCCAAAAAAACCACCUUGACAACCACAUGAAAAUUCACACUGGAGAGAAACCAUUCACAUGCCAGCAGUGUGGAAAGAGUUUUGCCCAAAAAAAACACCUUGACAACCACAUGAAAAUUCACACUGGAGAGAGAUCAUUCCCAUGUCAUCAUUGUGAAAAGAGUUUUAGUAAAGAUGGACACCCUGUGGAUCACAAGAGGACUCAAAAUGCAAAGAAACCAUUCACAUGUGAACAAUGUGGAAAGAGUUCUGCCAAAAAAUCAACGUUUACAGUCCACAUGAGAAUUCACACUGGAGAGAAACCAUUCACGUGUCAACAAUGUGGAAAGAGUUUUGCCAAAAAAUCAACGUUUACAGUCCACAUGAGAGUUCAUACUGGAGAGAAACCAUUCACAUGCCAGCAGUGUGGGAUGAGUUUUGCCCAAAAAAACCACCUUGACAACCACAUGAACAUUCACACUGGAGCGAAACCAUUCACAUGUCAACAAUGUGGAAAGAGUUUUGCCAAAAAAACAACGUUUACAGUCCACAUGAGAGUUCACACUGGAGAGAAACCAUUCACAUGCCAGCAGUGUGGAAAGAGUUUUGCCCAAAAAAACCACCUUGACAACCACAUGAAAAUUCACACUGGAGAGAGAUCAUUCCCAUGUCAUCAUUGUGAAAAGAGUUUUAGUAAAGAUGGACACCCUGUGGAUCACAAGAGGACUCAAAAUGCAAAGAAACCAUUCACAUGUGAACAAUGUGGAAAGAGUUCUGCCAAAAAAUCAACGUUUACUGUCCACAUGAGAAUUCACACUGGAGAGAAACCAUUCACGUGUCAACAAUGUGGAAAGAGUUUUGCCAAAAAAUCAACGUUUACAGUCCACAUGAGAGUUCAUACUGGAGAGAAACCAUUUACGUGUAAACAGUGUGGAAAGAGUUUUAUGUUUAAUGCUCAUCUUACGAGACACAUGAGAAUACACACUGGAGAGAAACUGUACAAGUGCCAUCACUGCGAGAAGAGUUUUACAACCAGAAGUAGCCUUAAUGCACACAUAAAAACUCAUACUGGAGAGAAACCAUUCAUGUGUGAACAGUGUGAAAAAUGUUUUUUACAAUUAGGCAAUCUUAAGAGACACAUGAGAAUUCACACUGGAGAGAAAGCAUUUGAAUGUCAUCAAUGUGGAACGUUUUUCAGACAUUAUGGUCACCUUAAUACACACAUGAGAAUUCACACUGGAGAGAAACCGUUCAUGUGUCAACAGUGUGGAAAGAGUUUUACCCAAAAAAACAGCCUUGACAACCACAUGAGGAUUCACACUGGAGAGAGACCAUUCCUAUGUCAUCAUUGUGAAAAGAGUUUCACAUGUAAGGGUCAGCUUAAGAGACACGUGAGAAUUCACACUGGAGAGAAACCGUACAAGUGCCAUCACUGCGAGAAGAGUUUUACCACCAAUGGUAGCCUUAAUAAACACAUAAAAACUCAUACUGGAGAGAAACCAUUCAUGUGUCAACAGUGUGAAAAAUGUUUUUUACAAUUAGGCCAUCUUAAUACACACAUGAGAGUUCACACCGGAGAGAAACCGUUCACAUGUCAACACUGUGGGAAGAGUUUUACAUGGAAAUGUAGUUUCAGAAUUCAUCAGCGCUCUCACUCUGGAGAAAAGACAUUUAAAUGUGAUGAGUGAAGUAAAAGGUUUAAAUCCUCAUCACACUGCUAACCCUGAUAUUGUCUUUACUUAAAGAAGUGAAGUAAACAUCACUUAAAUAUUUUGUGUUUUGAAGCCAAAGCUUUAAAAAGUUUAGUUGAUUUAACUUUUAAGCUUACAAAAUCCAUUCAACUAAAACAUUCAAGUAGAAUGAACUUAAAAUUAUUAGUUAAUGUUGUGAGGAAUAUCCAUAAUCCUUUGCGCCUGAAUAUUUUGAUUAUUUUCUGCUUUUUCACAGAAUAAAAACUGAUAAGAACUUUCACUACAUAAAUAUUUGUUAAUAAAAUGUCAUAUAGGUUUAAGCUCUUAUAUUAUUGAUGUUGUUUUGUUGUAAAUGAUAAUUUUGUAAAGUCACCGUUCAGGUGAUCAGUGUUUCCAUACAUGAAGCCUGUUCAGAACAAUUUAUUGUCUUUCUCUCCACAGUACUGACAAUGCAUGUCAAAAACACAGUUUUGUGUGUGUUUCUGUGGAGAAUCACGUUUAUUCAAUGACUGACUUAAAGUCAGUCAUCAAUUCUGUGUAAUAAUACCAUUUAUAACAUCAAAAGUAAUAUAAAGUGUUAAAACUGAAGUUAUUUAGUGAAAUGGGUUUCCUUGCAAAUUUCUAGUAAUGUCAACUAAUCUGAGUUAAGAGUGCAGGAAAAUAAGAAGAAAUUAAAAAAUUAAGUCUAUUCAACUUAAAAUUGUUGUUAGAACAGUUUAUAUGUUUAAGUAAACUUCACUUAAAGUUGUUAAGUAAUCAUUACUUAAAUUUUUUAGGGCAACAAGUUUGCUUCAUUUUUUUUAAGUAUACUCAACUUAUCCGGGCUUACAGUGCACAUCUGAAGAGACACAUGUUUGAAAUAAAAAAACAUGUUGGUUUGAGAUGUUUUAUGUGCUUUGAGUGUGAACAAGGUACAACUACUGGAUUUAACCCCCAUGUUCAGUUUGGGACCCUCAGACCCUCUCCAAGUUUUUUAUUCUGAUAUUUCAUGACGUUUUAGUUACAUAAGAUACAUUUAGAAAUGAAUUUUUUUACCUGUGAUGAACCCAGUAAUAAAG